Gossypium arboreum is the source of this 414-nucleotide messenger RNA. RefSeq lists its product as uncharacterized. The coding region runs from base 1 to 414 and encodes 137 amino acids. Lineage: Eukaryota; Viridiplantae; Streptophyta; Magnoliopsida; Malvales; Malvaceae. The record is from RefSeq and is a predicted model, not a curated record. The transcript is spliced from 2 exons.
AUGUUUGCUUGCCUCAGUUUAUUUGAUGAUGGAAGUUUGCUAGCUGAGCUUCAGGUUAAGCCUACGUGGAUUGAGCAAGUUAAGGGUAAGCAGUUGGAGGGUGAAUCUUUGGGUCUUCAUUUCCAACAGUUAGAGCUACCUCCAGAGUUAGAUCAGAUUCGUGAUGUUUUCCAUGUCUCGAUGUUGAGGUGCUACCGCUCUGAUCUAACACAUAUUGUUCCAGUGGAGGAGAUCGAGGUUAGGCCAGAUCUGACUUUCGAGGAGGAGCCGAUUCAGAUAUUAGAUCGUGACGUAAAGAUUCUGAGGAGAAAAUCCAUCUCAUUGGUUAAGGUUCUAUGGAGUAAUCAUAGCUCUGAGGAGGCCAUGUGGGAGCCUGAGGAUGCGAUGCAUCAACAUUAUCUUUAUCUGUUCUGA